Molecule: messenger RNA, 5060 nt
Organism: Astyanax mexicanus (Mexican tetra)
Lineage: Eukaryota; Metazoa; Chordata; Actinopteri; Characiformes; Acestrorhamphidae
Product: zinc finger protein 501-like
Exons: 2
Coding region: 344-1459 (371 amino acids)
Source: RefSeq, a predicted model, not a curated record
UUGAUCUGCUACCAGCUGUAGAGUUGAAAGAAGCUGAAGGUAAAUCUGCUGUACAGUAGCGGAUCUCCGGAGCUCUACAGCUGGAGUGUUUUUGGAGCUUUAUCCCACAGUCCUGGAGGAACAGGAUCAUCUGAACUGUAGAAGAAUGAAUGUUAUCCUGGUCCAAGUCCUUUCCUCCUCCUAGAGUUGGUUUUCCUACCUGGCUCAAGUUUAUCUCCACAAACAACCAAUCAGACUUCAGAUUUCAAACAUCAAGAUUAAGGUGCUGAAUGAGGUUAAGCACAAGACUUCAUCCAUUAGAAUCUCCAGUACAAACAAAAAUUGUUGACUACAUAACAGGUAAAUGGAAUCAAGUCCAGGAAAGAUGAAAACUCACCAGUGUUCAGACUGUGGGAAGAGUUAUUCUAGACUGAGUAAUCUCAAAAUACACCAGCGCAUUCAUACAGGAGAGAAACCAUAUCAGUGUUCAGACUGUGGGAAGAGUUUUAUUAAACAGUGUAAUCUCAAAAUACAUCAGCGCAUUCACACAGGAGAAAAACCAUAUCAGUGUUCAGACUGUGGGAAGAGUUUUAAUGAACUCAGUCAUUUUCAACGACAUUGGCGCAUUCACACAGGAGAGAAACCGUAUCACUGCCCAGACUGUGGAAAAAGUUUUACUCUUCAGAGUACUUUGAAAACACACCAGCGCAUUCACACAGGAGAAAAACCUUUUCACUGCUCAGAAUGUGGAAAGAGUUUUAGUCGACAAAAUUCUUUUCAGCAACACUGGCGCAUUCACACAGGUGAGAAACCGUAUCAUUGUUCAGAAUGUGGAAGGAGUUUUAAAAUACACAGUUCUUUUCAACAACACCAGCGCAUUCACACAGGAGAGAAACCAUAUCAGUGUUCAGAUUGCGGGAAGAGUUUUAAUCAACUGAGUACUCUGAAAUCACAUCAGCGCAUUCACACAGGAGAGAAACCAUAUCACUGCUCAGAGUGUGGAAAGAGUUUUAAUCGACAGAGUUCUUUUCAGCAACAUCGGCGCAUUCACACAGGAGAGAAACCGUUUCACUGCUCAGAAUGUGGAAGGAGUUUUAAUCGACAGAGUACUUUCCAGCAACACUGGCGCAUUCACACAGGAGAGAAACUGUUUCACUGCUCAGACUGUGGAAACAGUUUUAAUCAACUGAUUCACCUCCAAGUACACCAGCGCAUUCACACAGGAGAGAAACCGUAUCACUGUCCAGACUGUGGAAAGAGUUUUAUAAGUCGGAGUCGCCUCCAACUACACCAGCAAACUCACACGGGAGAAAAAACACAUUACUGCUCAGAGUGUGGAAAGAGUUUUAUUGAACUGGGUCACCUCAGACGGCACGAGCGCAUACACACAGGAGAGAAACCGUAUCACUGUUCGAAAUGUGAGAAAAGCUUCAGGUAUUCAGGUACAUUUAAAAAACAUAAGUGUCCCAGUGGUGAUUAACGGGGCAAUUGAAGAGACAACCCUGCACCCUCCACCACUGUUAUUGUAUUGUUUUACAACUGUAGAUCCUUUAGUAUUUAUGGCCAUUACGAAGAUUUCUGAAGCAUUAACACAUUUGAACUGAUUGUAUCUGGAAAAUAUACACCAAUUUUGUUGUGAACUUGAAGUGUCUCCAUGCUAUCAUGUACUGUCCAGUUUGAUUCCCCACAAUGACUGAUUAUCUUAUCCUUUACUAUGACAAAAUGUUUUUAUUCCUCCAGUUUCACUCUACAGAAAAGGCCCAGGGUAUUUGAAUCUUUACAGCUGUUUUGGUGAUGUAACAAAGCUUUGUUUACUACAACACACACCAACACACCACCACCACCAUGUCAGUGUCACUGCAGUGCAGAGAAUGACCCACCACACAAGCAAUACCUGCUCUGUUGUCGUCCUGUGGGAUCCUGACUAUUAAAAAACAGCAUGAUGGAAAGAUAAAGAAUUGAAAGAAUGCUGUGUAGUUUAUCUGAUCUAUUCUUUAUUACUUUAAAUCAGGUCUACUGUUAUAAUUAUGAAAAUAAUCCAUACCGUUGGAGGAGUACACUAAUUAAAUAUGAUUUUCAGUUGUUUUACAUUAUAUACAAUAGUGUACAUAAAUUAAUUGGUACAUAAAUUCUUUCUAAAAACUAACUGAAAUACUGCUAAUAUUCCAGCGGUAAUUACGUUCACACUUGAUGUGUAGUUUUGCUUUGCAUAUAUGUAUAUAUAAUCGAUAGAAGCCCAUUUAUACCACCUAAAAUAUAUAUAAACCACACACAUUUUUUUUAUUAAGUAAACUGCUUUCUUAUUGUAUUAAGAUAGUAACUCAUUAUUUUGAGAAACUGUCUCAUUAUUUUCAGAUAUUAUCUCGUUAUUUUGAAAUACUGUCCCAUUAUUUUGAGAUCCUAAAAUAAUACAUAAUAUCUCAAAAUAACGAGAUACCAGUUUCCUCAGAUCAAACUCUACACUCCAGAUCAGUAGGUGGGGGUAAUGCACUUUCAGUUGAUCUGCUACCAGCUGUAGAGCUGAAAGAAGCUGAAGGUAAAUCUGCUGUACAGCUGGAGUGUUUUAAAGCUUUAUCCCACAGUCCUGGAGGAACAGGAUCAUCUGAAUUGUAGAAGGUAUGGAUAAGCUCCACUCUUCAACACGCUGUUCUACAUUUACUCCUAAAGUCUCACAGAAACACACCAACAUCAAAAUGUGCAGCAUUUAAACAACACUGAAGCAGAUUUAUCCAGGAUCCGGUUGAUGAUCUUCUCCUAGUUAUUACUGUCAGUUUGGAUCUGUUUCAUAGUUAAGGACACUAACAAUUGAUGUGCUCAGUUGUUGCAGUUCAGCCACAACAUCUGACAUAUAGAUUCAGGCCAGACUGGCUUAAUAACUAAUACUGUUAAAUGGUCGAGCUGCAGUUUUUGUUACUAUAAAACUCAAUAACAUUUUAAUUUCUCUGCCCAUUUUAAUGAGAUCUUAUUAUAUUCAGGUGUUUUCUUUUAUCCAUGUGUACGAAAAACAUUUUUUAGUUCAAUUUAAAUCUAGUUAAAAAAUAAAGGAGUGUUCAUCAGUGUAUAUCUUUACAUUUCUUUAAAUAGAACUAUGUUACUUUUUAGAUAAGUUUAGUACUCCUUUAAAAUGCUGGAUUUGAGAUUUAUUGUUUUGGGUCUGGGUUUUUGGAAAUUAGGGUUUAGUAUUGCUAUCUAAUAUUUUUCCUCUGACAAUUAUGGCUUAUUUGGAUUUAAUGUAUGUGUAUUGUUAAUAUUUCUUUUCAUUUCCUGAUUAUGGUGAUGCUUGAGUUAUGGGUUUGUUCAAUUGGUUUCAUUACUUGAUUUUAUACAAUAUAGGUAUUUCUAUUAUUAUAAACCGUAUCCCUGUUCAGACUGUGGGAGGAUUUUUAAUCAACUGCCUCAACUUCAACUACAUCAGCGCAUUCACACAGGACAGAAACCGUAUCAAUGUUUAGAGUGUGGAAAGAGUUUUAAUCAACUGGGUAAUCUUAAAACACACCAGCGCAUUCACACAGGAGAGAAGCCAUAUUUGUGUCCAGACUGUGGGAAGAGUUUUAAUCAACAGAGUGCUCUCAACACACACCAGCGCAUUCACACUGGGGAGAAACCGUACUACUGCUCAGACUGUGGGAAGAGCUUCAUGCGUUCAAGUUACCUUAAAAAUCACAAGUGCAUUAAGAGCGGUCACGGAAAUAAUCAAUAACAUUCCUGCAACCAAACCCAAAUCCAAACGGAGAUUUUAAAGGGAGAAUGAAGGGGCAAUUGAAGACAACCCCCCUCUUAUUAUUACAGAUGUCUUCACAGAUGCCUCUGAACCCUUGAGAAGGCAGUACUACUUCUGGACAGGCACAGUGAUGUUUUGCAGGUGUUCAGAAUCUCAAUUUGAGAAUCUCAUUACUCCAGAUACCUACAGUAAUAUCAUUUGAAACUUACAUGCUUAAUACCAUUGAAAGUGUAUUUCAAGAGUGGUUUAAGCUGAUAGCUUCAUAUUGUGGUCUAUACAUACCUAAAAAUAUAGUGGAUUUAACCUGAAAUGUUUUUUGAGCUUAAACCUUUUCGAGCUAGAGCUUUUUUCCCAUUUUCAGUCUCUGCACGAGAGGCUUGCGUGUUGCUACCAUAAUACAGUUUAGAUGUGCACCCAGAUUCACUCAGAUUCAUUUUUUUCUCAAGCACAUAUGUUACUUUUGUAUUGAUUAUAUCUAUUAAAUGCUUUACAUAUUUGUAUGCUAAAUGUUAUUAAUAUAAUUACUAGUAUUAUAAUGAUUUUUUUGUUUUAUUUUUCACACACCUGUUUUUUUGUGCCCCUUCUGGCACUUAGUGCCCUUUGUACAGUGUGUCAUCUGCAUGGGUGGAGUGCCAGCAUUGGCAAAGGGGCGAUUGACGACUAUUGAAGCCCACUAUUAUUAUAUUGCCAUAACAAAGUUGAAUCAGUUGCAUCAAAAAAAAAAGAUCCAGUGUUAUAAAACUUGACACUUUUUCUCAUUCUGCCAUCUACUGUCCAGUUUAAUUGUCUACAAUUACUGUUUCAUUUUGAUUAUCUUUUAAUUAAAGCUUAUUCACACAAAUAAGCCGUUAUUACAACAAAUAUGUGCAAGUUUAAUCUUGUGAACAUAAAAAUAUAAAUAUACCAUUGACAAAGUCUCAACACUGCUUCAAUGCUCUGUAUCAAGCAUAACAUCCCAACCUAGGCAUAUAAUAUUUAAUAUGUAAUUUUUAUCUGUUACAGUGAUUUGAGUAUGGAUUGGAAUAGUUUGUUUUGCAGUGGAUUGAUAUUUUCCAAGGUGUGCAAUCAAGUCCAAAACAACAAGACUGAGAAACAGCUUCAUUCCAGAAGCUGUAAGACUCCUAAACUUUUUACAAGGACUAUUAUAUAUUAAAACAACACUGUCACUUUACUCGCGCUGAGACACUUUAUCUUGUUAUUGCUCUUUAUUUACACUAUCAUGCUGCUAUAGCAAAACUUGCACUUUGGACUUCAUGGUGCUGCUACUUGCCUACUCUCCCUGUUUUGUGUAUUUAUAUUUAUCUUAUUUGGGUGUACCACAUGGAAUGUGAAUGACAAUAAAGUCUCCUCGAAUUCUUGA